Molecule: messenger RNA, 536 nt
Organism: Indicator indicator
Lineage: Eukaryota; Metazoa; Chordata; Aves; Piciformes; Indicatoridae
Gene: CNIH1
Product: cornichon family AMPA receptor auxiliary protein 1
Exons: 5
Coding region: 1-435 (144 amino acids)
Biological process (GO): vesicle-mediated transport
Source: RefSeq, a predicted model, not a curated record
AUGGCCUUCACGUUUGCCGCCUUCUGCUACAUGCUGGCGCUGCUGCUCACCGCCGCCCUCAUCUUCUUCGCCAUCUGGCAUAUUAUAGCAUUUGAUGAACUGAAGACUGAUUACAAGAAUCCCAUAGACCAAUGUAAUACACUUAAUCCUCUUGUACUUCCAGAGUACCUCAUCCACGCAUUCUUCUGUGUUAUGUUUCUCUGUGCAGCAGAGUGGCUUACACUGGGUCUCAAUAUGCCUUUGUUGGCUUAUCAUAUUUGGAGGUACAUGAGUAGACCUGUGAUGAGUGGCCCUGGUCUGUAUGAUCCUACAACCAUCAUGAAUGCAGAUAUUUUAGCCUAUUGCCAGAAAGAAGGAUGGUGCAAAUUAGCAUUCUACCUUCUAUCAUUUUUUUACUACCUAUAUGGCAUGAUUUAUGUUCUGGUGAGCUCUUAAGAAGACACUCAGCAAGCUUUGCUCCAGUUAAGUGCAUGCAAAAGCCACAAAACAUGGAUUCUUUACAAGGAGAACCUCCUGCCGAGAUUAAACACGGAACC